This is a messenger RNA of Pan troglodytes (chimpanzee), 2946 nucleotides long. It is a transcript of the gene TXNDC5, whose product is annotated as thioredoxin domain containing 5. Lineage: Eukaryota; Metazoa; Chordata; Mammalia; Primates; Hominidae. The transcript has 10 exons. Gene Ontology annotation, cellular component: endoplasmic reticulum. The record is from RefSeq and is a predicted model, not a curated record. Gene Ontology annotation, biological process: protein folding. Bases 39 to 1337 code for a protein of 432 amino acids. Gene Ontology annotation, molecular function: protein disulfide isomerase activity.
CCGGAGGCCGCGGCGAGAGCGCGCCCAGCCCCGCCGCGAUGCCCGCGCGCCCAGGACGCCUCCUCCCGCUGCUGGCCCGGCCGUCGGCCCUGACUGCGCUGCUGCUGCUGCUGCUGGGCCAUGGCGGCGGCGGGCGCUGGGGCGCCCGGGCCCAGGAGGCGGCGGCGGCGGCGGCGGACGGGCCCCCCGCGGCAGACGGCGAGGACGGACAGGACCCGCACAGCAAGCACCUGUACACGGCCGACAUGUUCACGCACGGGAUCCAGAGCGCCGCGCACUUCGUCAUGUUCUUCGCGCCCUGGUGUGGACACUGCCAGCGGCUGCAGCCGACUUGGAAUGACCUGGGAGACAAAUAUAACAGCAUGGAAGAUGCCAAAGUCUAUGUGGCUAAAGUGGACUGCACGGCCCACUCCGACGUGUGCUCCGCCCAGGGGGUGCGAGGAUACCCCACCUUAAAGCUUUUCAAGCCAGGCCAAGAAGCUGUGAAGUACCAGGGUCCUCGGGACUUCCAGACACUGGAAAACUGGAUGCUGCAGACACUGAACGAGGAGCCAGUGACACCAGAGCCGGAAGUGGAACCGCCCAGUGCCCCUGAGCUCAAGCAAGGGCUGUAUGAGCUCUCAGCAAGCAACUUUGAGCUGCACGUCGCACAAGGCGACCACUUUAUCAAGUUCUUCGCUCCGUGGUGUGGUCACUGCAAAGCCCUGGCUCCAACCUGGGAGCAGCUGGCUCUGGGCCUUGAACAUUCCGAAACUGUCAAGAUUGGCAAGGUUGAUUGUACACAGCACUAUGAACUCUGCUCCGGAAACCAGGUUCGUGGCUAUCCCACUCUUCUCUGGUUCCGAGAUGGGAAAAAGGUGGAUCAGUACAAGGGAAAGCGGGAUUUGGAGUCACUGAGGGAGUACGUGGAGUCGCAGCUGCAGCGCACAGCGACUGGAGCGACGGAGACCGUCACGCCCUCAGAGGCCCCGGUGCUGGCAGCUGAGCCCGAGGCUGACAAGGGCACUGUGUUGGCACUCACUGAAAAUAACUUCGAUGACACCAUUGCAGAAGGAAUAACCUUCAUCAAGUUUUAUGCUCCAUGGUGUGGUCAUUGUAAGACUCUGGCUCCUACUUGGGAGGAACUCUCUAAAAAGGAAUUCCCUGGUCUGGCGGGGGUCAAGAUCGCCGAAGUAGACUGCACUGCUGAACGGAAUAUCUGCAGCAAGUAUUCGGUACGAGGCUACCCCACGUUAUUGCUUUUCCGAGGAGGGAAGAAAGUCAGUGAGCACAGUGGAGGCAGAGACCUUGACUCGUUACACCGCUUUGUCCUGGGCCAAGCGAAAGACGAACUUUAGGAACACAGUUGGAAGUCACCUCUCCUGCCCAGCUCCCGCACCCUGCGUUUAGGAGUUCAAUCCCACAGAGGCCACUGGGUUCCCAGUGGUGGCUGUUCAGAAAGCAGAACAUACUAAGCGUGAGGUAUCUUCUUUGUGUGUGUGUUUUCCAAGCCAACACACUCUACAGAUUCUUUAUUAAGUUUCUCUAAGUAAAUGUGUAACUCAUGGUCACUGUGUAAACAUUUUCAGUGGCGAUAUAUCCCCUUUGACCUUCUCUUGAUGAAAUUUACAUGGUUUCCUUUGAGACUAAAAUAGCGUUGAGGGAAAUCAAAUUGCUGGACUAUUUGUGGCUCCUGAGUUGAGUGAUUUCGGUGAAAGAAAGCACAUCCAAAGCAUAGUUUACCUGCCCACGAGUUCUGGAAAGGUGGCCUUAUGGCAGUAUUGACGUUCCUCUGAUCUUAAGGUCACAGUUGACUCAAUACUGUGGUUGGUCCGUAGCAUGGAGCAGAUUGAAAUGCAAAAACCCACACCUCUGGAAGAUACCUUCGCGGCCGCUGCUGGAGCUUCUGUUUCUGUGAAUACUUCUCUCAGUGUGAGAGGUUAGCCGUGAUGAAAGCAGCGUUACUUCUGACCGUGCCUGAGUAAGAGAAUGCUGAUGCCAUAACUUUAUGUGUCGAUACUUGUCAAAUCAGUUACUGUUCAGGGGAUCCUUCUGUUUCUCACGGGGUGAAACAUGUCUUUAGUUCCUCAUGUUAACACGAAGCCAGGGCCCACAUGAACUGUUGGAUGUCUUCCUUAGAAAGGGUAGGCAUGGAAAAUUCCACGAGGCUCAUUCUCAGUAUCUCAUUAACUCAUUGAAAGAUUCCAGUUGUAUUUGUCACCUGGGGUGACAAGACCAGACAGGCUUUCCCAGGCCUGGGUAUCCAGGGAGGCUCUGCAGCCCUGCUGAAGGGCCCUAACUAGAGUUCUAGAGUUUCUGAUUCUGUUUCUCAGUAGUCCUUUUAGAGGCUUGCUAUACUUGGUCUGCUUCAAGGAGGUCGACCUUCUAAUGUAUGAAGAAUGGGAUGCAUUUGAUCUCAAGACCAAAGACAGAUGUCAGCGGGCUGCUCUGGCCCUGGUGUGCACGGCUGUGGCAGCUGUUGAUGCCAGUGUCCUCUAACUCAUGCUAUCCUUGUGAUUAAACACUUUUACUAUCUCCCUUGGGAAUAAGCACAUACAGGAUUAAGCUCUAAGACAGGUGUUUGUCCUUUUACCAUCGAGCUACUUCCCAUAACCACCACUUUGCAUCCAACACUCUUCACCCACCUCCCAUACGCAAGGGGAUGUGGAUACUUGGCCCAAAGUAACUGGUGGUAGGAAUCUUAGAAACAAGACCACUUACUUAUACUGUCUGAGGCAGAAGAUAGCAGCAUCUCGACCAGCCUCUGCCUUAAAGGAAAUCUUUAUUAAUCACGUAUGGUUCACAGAUAAUUCUUUUUUUAAAAAAACCCAACCUCCUAGAGAAGCACAACUGUCAAGAGUGGCUUCAGCUUUGCAUCACGAGUCUUGUAUUCCAAGAACAUCAAAGUGGUACAAUUUGUUUGUUUACACUAUGAUACUUUCUAAAUAAACUCUUUUUUUUUUUAAA